CAGUGUAUCCGAAUCACAUUCAAGAGGAUGGUGCUGUAGCGUCACUGGGGGAAAAUGCAAUAGGAUACGUGAAUCUUUAUUUUCAGCAUCGAGAAAAAAACGAACAUUGGGCUUGGAAAUUAUAAAAGAAAAGAGGAACGGAUACAUUGACCGGAGAGACAGCUGAUGGCCAAACAUCUUGAUCAUCGAAACCGUCUAUCUGCAAUACCGAAAUGCGUGUCAACAACUGGACACCUAGUAGUUAUAGGGUAAGGACUCAACAUUAAUAAGUCCUGAAAUCACCUGGUCACUCAUCCUUAUUUGACCUCAUUGGGCAUCCUGCAGGGGGAUCUUUUCAAUGAUGCACCGAACCACAGGUAUAUCUAGAUACCCCGCCAGCACCCCCUGUUUUUGAAAGUCAAGAGUUUACGAACUCCAUGAGGUACACAAUGACCCAUCUGCAAGCAGGUCUGAGCUCAGAGACGACGGAGAAGGCCCGUCUAGAGCUGAACGAGAACCCGGACACCCUGCACCAGGACAUCCAGCAGGUGAGGGACAUGAUCAUCACCCGGCCAGAUAUCGGGUUCCUGCGCACAGACGACCCCUUCAUCCUGAGGUUCCUCCGGGCCCGCAAGUUCAACCAAGUCGAGACCUUCAAGCUCCUGGCCCAGUACUUCCAGUACCGCCAGCAGAACCUGGAUAUGUUCCAGAGCUUCAAGGCCGAUGACCCUGGGAUCAAACGGGCACUGAUGGAUGGGUUCCCGGGUGUCUUGGAGACCCCAGAUCAAUACGGCAGGAAGAUCCUCAUUCUCUUUGCCUCCAACUGGGACCAGAGUAGGAACUCUUUCACUGACAUCCUGCGGGCCAUCCUCCUGUCCCUGGAGGUCCUGAUAGAGGACCCUGAGAGGCAGAUCAACGGCUUCAUGUUAAUCAUCGACUGGAGCAACUUCUCCUUCAAACAGGCCUCCAAGCUGACGCCCACCAUGCUCAAACUGGCCAUCGAAGGACUGCAGGACAGCUUUCCUGCUCGAUUUGGUGGAAUCCAUUUUGUCAACCAGCCAUGGUACAUCCAUGCUCUGUACACCAUAAUCAAGCCCUUCUUGAAAGACAAGACCAGGAAACGGAUUUUUCUCCAUGGGAACAAUCUGAACAGUUUACACCAGCUGAUUUACCCAGAAUGCUUGCCAUCUGAGUUUGGUGGGACCCUACCGCCAUAUGACAUGGGCAUGUGGGCUCGGACGUUGUUAGGCCCGGACUAUAACGACGAGACGGAAUACACGCACACGUAUGAUGCGCUGCAUGUGAAGGAAGCUCUGGGAAUCUCUGAUAAAGAGUGCUCUGAGAAACUUAUGAAAAGGUCUCAGUCAGUGGUGGAGCCGGGGACACUGCGGCACCAGGACAGGGAAGAGGACACGGCGCAGCCCCUGCUGGCCCUGGACUGAGCCCGGCUGCUCCAGAACCGGGCGGGGACCAGACGGGGACAGCAGCACACCUGUGGGACUGUCCUCCAUCUUACAGGCAGCUCUCUCACCAGCCAUCCACUUCUGUUACGAACCCAAGCCCCCACCAACACCACUGCACCAUCCACUCUGCUGCAGUCAAUGAGGACAUCACCGGGAGAAAUGAGCCACACAGCAACGGACUGCCUUGCUGUGUACGACUAAGUUUUUCCCAAAGGAGCAAAAUGGAAAAACUAACUGAUCGGAAGCAUUGUAUAUUCUUUGGAGCUUAAACUACUGUGGCCUCAGCAUCACAAUGUAUAAAAGAAUGUAAACUAAAGAGGUUAGACAAAAGAUACAUUUAAACAUAUUUAAAGUGUGUGUACAGGUUCAUUCAUCCAAACGAGAGCAGUUUCCAUAUGCUGAAACGACAUUAAAAUGGCAUAGUGGUAACGUGGUAGAAGGUAGAGGUAUCUAUUCCAGUGUGAAGGUGAAAGUGUAAACUGGUAUACUGCCAAAAACUUUUUUAUAUUUUGUCAUUUGUUUUCAGUACAGCUUUUGCCAUAUUCUGUGAUUAAAUUAUUUUGAGCUCUGAAA
Messenger RNA from Conger conger (European conger), 2015 nucleotides. RefSeq names its product clavesin-1-like. The coding region runs from base 417 to 1421 and encodes 334 amino acids. Gene Ontology annotation, cellular component: membrane. Gene Ontology annotation, molecular function: phosphatidylinositol bisphosphate binding. NCBI's taxonomy places the organism in Eukaryota, Metazoa, Chordata, Actinopteri, Anguilliformes, Congridae. The record is from RefSeq and is a predicted model, not a curated record. The transcript has 7 exons.